Biomphalaria glabrata is the source of this 4726-nucleotide messenger RNA. Its product is annotated as voltage-gated potassium channel subunit beta-2-like. The transcript has 16 exons. Gene Ontology annotation, biological process: regulation of potassium ion transmembrane transport; potassium ion transport; transmembrane transport. NCBI's taxonomy places the organism in Eukaryota, Metazoa, Mollusca, Gastropoda, Planorbidae. The coding region runs from base 503 to 1618 and encodes 371 amino acids. Gene Ontology annotation, molecular function: voltage-gated potassium channel activity; potassium channel regulator activity; transmembrane transporter binding. Gene Ontology annotation, cellular component: membrane; voltage-gated potassium channel complex; cytoplasm. The record is from RefSeq and is a predicted model, not a curated record.
UGGUUAGUGGCUCACAUUAUAUCAUCACUCGAAUAGUCAAGUGCAGGCUUAAAGCAUAUCAAGUGUAAGCUAACAGCAUACAGCAUUCAACUUGUCCAGUAAAAGCUUGAAAAUAUCAGUAUUCGACAUUACUUGGAUAGACUAACAGCAUACGAAUACUCUGCCUGGUAAGUAGGCCUAAAAGCCCACACGUCAACAACUAUCAAUUUGCUAUGUCUAUGAUCACAGCAUAUCAUUAGGAGACGUGGCUACAGUUUGGCUAACACAAACAGCAUAUCUUCACUUUGCUUGUGUAGGCUAACAGCAUAUCAUAACUCGACAUUACGAGUAAAGCGGGAUAUCAACACUCGUCUUUUUAGCUUAGGUUUCAGAAUAUCAACUUAGAAUCUAAGUGAAGGCUCACACUCAAAGAAUAUCAACAUUUAAAGUGCCAUCAUAUCAAAUCUUGACUCGCUAGGUGUAUUGUCACAGCCUAUCAAUACUUGACUCGCUUGUUACGACAAUGACCACCCCCACACAUUUAUUCAAAGCACCGACCAACAGAUUAAUUCCAUGUCCAGCGUGUUUUGACUCUUCACCGAGAAGCCAAAGUGUACGCUAUACAAACCUGGGCAAGUCUGGUCUGCGAGUGUCCAACAUUGGCUUUGGUACAUGGGUCACGUUCGGUGGACAGGUCACCGAUGAGGUUGCAGAAGAGCUCCUUACCGUCGCUUACGAGAGAGGCAUAAACUUUUUUGACACUGCUGAAGUGUAUUCUGCUGGCAAAGCAGAACUUGUUCUAGGGAAAAUUUUAAAGAAGAAACAAUGGCGAAGGUCAAGUUAUAUCAUUUCCACCAAGAUCUACUGGGGUGGCAAAGCAGAAACUGAGAAAGGCUUGUCAAGGAAACAUAUCAUUGAAGGGAUUCAAGCUUCAUUAGGGAGGCUUCAAUUAGAUUAUGUGGAUAUUGUGUUUGCAAACAAAGCAGAUUCUCACGUCCCAAUGGAAGAGAUUGUUAGAGCUAUGACUUUUGUCAUUAAUCAAGGUUGGGCAAUGUACUGGGGAACAUCCCGCUGGUCAACUAUGGAGAUAAUGGAGUCAUACUCUGUUGCCAGACAAUUCAAUUUGAUUCCACCAAUAGCAGAACAAGCUGAGUACCAUUACUUCCAAAGAGAGAAAGUAGAAAUACAGAUGCCAGAGAUGUAUCACAAGAUUGGUGUAGGGACUAUUACCUGGUCACCUCUGGCUUGUGGAAUUCUAUCUGGCAAGUAUGAUGAUGGAAUUCCAAUUUAUUCUAGGGCAGCACUCAAGGGCUACAAUUGGUUGAAAGAAAAAAUCUUAAGUGAAGAGGGCAGACGACAGCAGGCCAAACUCAGGGACAUAGCCAUCAUAGCUGACCAGCUGGGUUGUUCCUUGGCACAGUUGGCUAUUGCCUGGUGUGUGAAAAAUGAAAAUAUCAGUCAAGUAUUACUUGGAGCCUCAACUGUAGAUCAACUGUGUGAGGACAUCCAGGCACUUCAGUACGUGCCCAAGCUGACUGGUGCAAUUAUGGAGGAAAUAGAAAGGAUACUGGGUAACAAGCCACGCCCACGGGACUAUGGCAGGCCAAGAAUCAAAUAUAAGCUUUGGCUUGAACUUUGACCCAUGAUAACCUUGAUUUGAAGCAAUGUCUUCAGAUAAAGCCUUAACAUCAAUUUGUGUAUUAAUUGCAAAUCAAUAUAUCACUACUCAUAUCAGUCCAUCUUGACCAGUGGUGAACUCAUCAGUCCGUCUUGACCAGUGGUGAAAGAAGAUUUGGCUUAACAAAUAGAUAGCUAGGAAAGGUUAUCAGUUGUUUUUUUUAUAAUGACAGAAUUUGUAUGAUUGCAAAGAUAACAUGUGAAAGAAAGGUUAUUCAUACCAGAUCGUUAUUUAUUUAGAUCUUUUUAUUCUAACUGUUGAAUAUGUGCCUUGUUGUAUGUGUGUGUGUAUGGCCGUGCUAGAGAAUUUUGUAAAUGUUUGUUACUUUCGUCAUUGUUUUAUUUUAAUAAUGUCAACUGCUUACUGCUACCGGUACUAAUAACUUUGAUCAUUUAGUCUUAGGCUGACAUUAUGAACACAAUGUUUCAAUCCUAUGUGAUCAGCCCUUUUGAUCAGCCAUUUCUAAUAGAUAUGAGCAAAUGGUUAACUCUUUCCCUCCGUUACUAUUUUUUCACAUUCAGACGGAAUUCUUCAUUUUGCUCAUUAGUAUUUCACUACCAUAUUAUGAUUAAGCUUCAAUAGCUUUGUUCGUCGUGAUCAGAAAAUGUUUUAAUUGGUAUAGGGUUAAAGUGGAAUGCAUGCUCCUUCUAUAUAAGAAAGACAAUUUUUUUACAAUUAAAUAUUAAUUUCAUUUAAUGAGGUCAAAUCAACAAUGGUAUGGUCAAUUAGGAGAGAAAGAGUUAAAAGGGAGUUUGAAUGAUAAGUGUUUCUUUUAUUUUGAGAUAUAAAUGCAUCAGUGAAGCAAUAGAAUACUUAAACAUUGCAAAGAAUAGAGGUGAAUGUACAUUUUUCUUGGUAGCUUCUGGCACCUGAGCUGGACUUGCGCUGUGUAGCUUGGAGAAAUACUGUUCACAAAAUUGAGAUCAAACUAAACUCAGUGUACAAGUGUUAGAGAAUGUCACUGUGUGGCAUGAACCACUUGACUACCUAUCAAGGGGGCUUGAGUUCAAAUCCUGACUCGAGCUGAGUUGUUUGCUGAGCGCCUAAAAGCAGCACAUAAACCUUCUCCCAGAUUUAGUCUAAGUUCGCACAUGUCCACAAAAGAGCUCUGAAAAAUGCACUAUAGAAUAGCUGUCCAAAAACAAAAUGUAUCAUUUCUACAGCAUUUAGAAGUUUUAUUAGAAGGGCAUGCCUUUGUCAAGCUGAAAUUGUCAACUAUCACACACUGCAUCAAUAAGUCAGUUGUGACAGUAAAACAACAUGAAGUCACAUGUGACUGUCAUAUGCUGCUUGUGAAUGUUGUAAUAUUCUACCUUGCAAUAUUCUAACCUUUGACUCAUGCUUUUUGUAGUAGAGAUUGAAUCAUGUUCUACCCUGAUUUUUGGACUAGCAGAAUUAAUAAUGAGGUGACUUUUUUUUUUAGUAAUAAGAGUAAGCUGAGAUACUUAUACUAAGAGAAAAAAAUGAGUUGUAGAAAUAUCAAAAGUAUCUUAAAGGCACAGAGUUGAAAGAAAAAAAGAGUAUUCUGUAUAGCAAUGUCAGGGAUUCAGCAAUAAAGACAAUGUACAAUGUUUGAAUUUAAUUGGUAUAAGAAAGUUCUUAUUGUCGCCAUCAAUGAUAUAGCUCUAUAAAUUAUAAAUAAUAAUAGGCCUGUGUGUACUGUUGAAAAAAGCUGCUUCUUGAUCUUUGCAUUGUCCACCUGAAAAGUCUCACUGUGUUCAUGGACAGAACACAUUGUAAUAGUUUUGUGUAUUCCUAGACUUAAAACUAGAGCUUGUUUUUUUUUAUAUGCUCAGAUUUUGUCAAGCGCUUCUUUUCCAUUCCCGUACACAUUGACCAUCUUACCCUUUCACAUUGAAGACAGUUAUAUAUAUAUAUAGACAGUUAAGUACAGUAUCUUGUGCUUGAUCUUAAAUUGAAUCUUGUCAUUGUAGAAUUGUUAUACAUUUGCUGCUACUUUUGAAGGAUCACAAAAAAAAAAGAACAAUAAUCAAAUGUAAAACUGUUUCUCUCUCUUUGAAUGGAAUAAGAAGCAUGUCAGUGCAUACCUUGGGCUAUUUAAAGAAAAGUAAAAGACUUCUUCAUGACUUGAAUUUGAUUUGAAAUUUGUUUCUCUUUUGCUGUGAUGUGAAAACAAUUUUUAAAAAGUAUUGCAUUUUGAUUUGAGAAUAAAGCGAAGAUUUCUUGAUUCAUGAGUUUGUUGUUAGUCAAGUUGAUGUUGUUGCAUAAAAAAGGAAUGUUUGUCUUGGCAAUAUGGUAACAUAACAUUAAGUAACAGGAGUCUUGGCAAUAUGGUAACAUAACAUUAAGUAACAGGAGUCUUGGCAAUAUGGUAACAUAACAUUAAGUAACAGGAGUCUUGGCAAUAUGGUAACAUAACAUUAAGUAACAGGAGUCUUGGCAAUAUGGUAACAUAACAUUAAGUAACAGGAGUCUUGGCAAUAUGGUAACAUAACAUUAAGUAACAGAAGUCUUGUCAUUUCUACCAUUAAUGCUUUAACAGCACUUGCUAGUGAAUCAUUCUGAGUCCAGCUAGAGCACUAAUAAAUGAUACAAGCUUUGUGAAGUGAUUAUCUCAUCUCCUAACCAUGCACAUGACUUGACUAGAGCUAGAAGUGUGUAGAAUGUAACAUUUGAUUUCAAUACAUUCAAAUAAACUGGAUUAAGCUUUUGAAUGCUGUUUGGAUGCCUGCAUGGCCCUAUAAUAUGCUCUAUGGACUGUCGUCUUGAUGGUACUGGGUUUGAACCCUGGCCAUUGCCACAACUUGUCACCCUGGGGGAAGAUUUUUAGCUAAAGUGUACUAAUCUUGUAUUCUGGUGGGACAUCCAAAACAUAUCAAACAAAACAACAAAAUAAAAUGACACAGAAUACAGUGUAGGGAUUCAAGCAUCCUAUGAUUUAUGUCUUGAUUAUUAGACUAUUCGGGUUUGACUUUAUAGUGACUAUAAAUAUCUUUAGAGUCAGGAGGACUAAGGUAAGACAAGCUUCCAAAGGACAUAAAUGAUCUGAUUGGAUUGUGUGUAUUCAAGUUCAUGUUGGUCUGGUCUCUGAAAUCUAUUUGAAAAGUA